Molecule: messenger RNA, 1260 nt
Organism: Aspergillus tanneri
Lineage: Eukaryota; Fungi; Ascomycota; Eurotiomycetes; Eurotiales; Aspergillaceae
Product: pantothenate kinase
Exons: 4
Coding region: 1-1260 (419 amino acids)
Biological process (GO): coenzyme A biosynthetic process
Cellular component (GO): cytosol; nucleus
Molecular function (GO): pantothenate kinase activity; ATP binding
Source: RefSeq, a predicted model, not a curated record
AUGUCCUCGUCAGACCCAGACCCCAGCCGCACCGUUCGGCUGGACCGCACGAUCUCUCAUCCCGGAGCAGUCAAAAUCAAUGUCAAGGGAGCUUUUAUUGUCGAUGAGGAUCCCCGAUCCAAAAGCCCCGUCCGGACUGAUGGCAUUCAUUACGAAGGCCAUGAUAUCCGUCUUCCUCAUCACACUGGCUUGGUGAGCCAUGUGGCGGUUGAUAUUGGGGGUUCGCUGGCGAAAUUGGUUUACUUCACACGAGAAAUCGAGUCCGCGGACAAUGGUGGCCGGUUAAACUUUAUCAACUUCGAAACCCACCGCAUAGACCUAUGCAUUGAAUUUAUCAAGGAAUUGAAGGAGGAAUAUGAGAAGGCAAAUGGGCCUUCUCCGGAUCAACUCUGUGUUGUGGCGACGGGAGGAGGUGCCUACAAAUACUACGACCAGCUCAAAGAGGCGCUGAAGGUGAACAUUAUCCGGGAGGACGAGAUGGAGUGCCUGAUCACCGGUCUCGAUUUCUUCAUCACCGAAAUUCCAAAUGAGGUCUUCACGUACAGCGAAACUGAGCCGAUGCAGUUUGCCGAGGCCCGACCGGACGUCUACCCGUAUCUGUUAGUUAACAUAGGCUCUGGAGUCUCUAUCAUCAAAGUAUCCGGCCCUAAACAAUUCCAGCGUGUGGGAGGCACCCACUUGGGUGGUGGAACGUUCUGGGGCAUCAUGUCACUUCUGACUGGUGCCCGGACCUUUGACGAGAUGCUGGCAAUGGCCGACCAAGGGGACAAUAGCGGGGUGGAUAUGUUGGUUGGGGACAUCUAUGGCAUGGACUACAACAAAAUUGGGUUGAAGAGUACUGCUAUUGCCAGCACGUUCGGGAAGGUUUUUCGGCUGAAGAGUGCCUCCGAGCGACAGGACGAGAGCCAGGAAGGCGAUGACCACGAUGAACCCGACCAGACCAAUUGGGAUGUAAAGUUCAAAAAUGAAGAUAUGAGCCGAAGUCUUCUUUAUGCUAUCAGCAAUAACAUUGGCCAAAUUGCCUACCUUCAGUCGGAGAAGCAACAAGUCAAGCACAUCUAUUUCGGUGGCUCCUUUAUACGCGGACAUCGGCAGACAAUGAACACUCUAUCUUAUGCGAUCCGGUUCUGGUCCAAAGGUGAGAAACAGGCAUACUUUCUGCGCCACGAGGGCUACAUCGGUGCUGUUGGCGCCUUCUUGCGCAGGAAGCCAGCCAACUGGGGUCGUCGGAAUAGCAUCGAUGGGGCUUCCACCGUUUGA